AUGGCCCAGCCAGUGACAGAUACUAUCCUACCUAUCCCCCAAGUCGACCAACCUACAGGUCACCCAAGGGAACAUAAACCAAAACUGUAUAUUCUAGAUUACGGAGCUGGAAAUGUUAGAUCCUUAGCAAACUCGAUCAAAAAAUUGGGAUAUGAAUUUGAAUGGAUUGAAGAUGAUAGUGAUUUUGAUAAAGCCGAGAAACUCAUCUUCCCAGGUGUCGGUGCCUUCUCCCAAGCGAUGGAAUCCCUCCGUUCCUCCGGGAGAUUCGACAGUCUAUUGAAAUACAUCAAAAGUGGUAAACCCUAUUUCGGAAUCUGUAUAGGGAUGCAAGUCCUAUUCGAAUCUUCAGAAGAGACCUUACCGGAACCCAUAAAAGGUUUAGGAGUGAUCAAUCAUCCUAUUAGGAAAUUUUCAAGUCAAGAUGAAAGUCUACCAAAAGGAAAGAAGACAGUACCUCACAUGGGAUGGAAUAAUACUUGGAAAGCCUGGUCUACUACCUCGUCAGCAUCAGAUGAUACACCGAAAGUAAUGUUAGAUGGUGAAGAUUAUUAUUUCGUUCACUCCUAUGCUGCUCUCCUUGAUCCUUCGACCUCAACCUCCGAAUCGAACAGUCCGAUAAAAGAUUUCGCUUAUACUCUAUCAAGAUACGGUUCAGAAGUAUACGUCUCAUCCGUCAAGAAAGAUAACGUGUUCGCUACUCAAUUCCAUCCCGAAAAAUCUGGUCCAGCCGGAUUAGACCUCUUACGAAGAUGGUUGGAAGCUUCCCCUCAAUCUUUGUCCGCCCCUUCUUCCACAUUCGCAUCCACCUCAUCCCCAAGGACAUGGCAACCUACCAACCCCAAUCCCAGUACUCAACGAAAAGGAGGAAACGGUCUGACCAAGAGGAUAGUAGCAUGUUUGGAUGUCCGAUCCAAUGAUCAGGGUGAUUUGGUAGUCACCAAAGGAGAUCAAUAUGACGUUCGUGAAAAGUCCUCAGAAGAUGGUGAUAACAAAGUUCGAAAUUUGGGUAAACCCGUUGAACUUUCUCAACGAUAUUAUUUGGAAGGUGCAGACGAAAUUGCUUUCCUCAACAUUACUUCUUUCCGAUCGAGUGCAUUGCUGGAUCAACCGAUGUUGGAUGUCGUUCGUAAUGCCGCGGAGACAGUAUUUGUUCCGUUGACAAUUGGAGGUGGAAUCAAAGAUACGGUCGAUCCUGAUGGAACUCCCCGAUCGGCCUUAGAAGUGGCCGGAGCGUACUUCAGAUCUGGGGCUGAUAAAGUAUCUAUCGGUUCUGAAGCUGUCAUAGCUGUCGAACAGUUAUUACAAAGAGAGAGAGAAGGCGUUGAACCGGUCCUAAGUGGGAAGACGGGUAUUGAAACUAUUUCAAGAGGAUAUGGUAAUCAAGCUGUAGUAGUUUCCAUUGACCCAAAAAGGGUAUAUGUCGAUACGACCAAUCCUAAUUGGAAAGAAGAAUUCCCAAAACAUCACUUGGAUUCACUGAUCAUUGGAGAUGAAGCUACGUCUAGGACCGCUUCAGAGGAGAGAGGUAAAGCAUGGUGGUAUCAAUGUACGAUUUCUGGUGGAAGGGAUGUAAGGGAUAUAGAUGUUGUUCAAUUAGCCAAAGGAGUCGAAAGGUUAGGUGCGGGUGAAAUCUUGUUGAAUUCAGUUGAUAGGGAUGGAUCAGGUAAAGGAUUCGAUCUGGAUUUAGUCAACUUGGUUAAAAACGCUGUGUCCAUACCGGUCGUUUCGUCAUCUGGUGCAGGAUCACCAGAUGAUUUCAUAGAGGUCUUCCAAAAGACCGAGACGGAGGCGGCGCUCGCUGCGGGCAUUUUCCACAGGAAGGAAGUGGGGAUUGAUCAGGUGAAAGAGAGGCUGGAAAAGGAGGGAUUACCUGUUAGGAGAUGUGGAUUGGAUACGAUUUAA
Messenger RNA from Kwoniella botswanensis, 1902 nucleotides. Its product is annotated as imidazoleglycerol phosphate synthase, cyclase subunit. Bases 1 to 1902 code for a protein of 633 amino acids. The record is from RefSeq and is a predicted model, not a curated record. The transcript has 3 exons. Gene Ontology annotation, molecular function: imidazoleglycerol-phosphate synthase activity; oxo-acid-lyase activity. Gene Ontology annotation, biological process: L-histidine biosynthetic process. NCBI's taxonomy places the organism in Eukaryota, Fungi, Basidiomycota, Tremellomycetes, Tremellales, Cryptococcaceae.